UGCGGCCGCAGUCUGCACUGCGCGCUCCGUCGCCGCCCAAGGAAAAGGCGCCUGCGGUGGUGGCCCCGUCGCUUGUUUCCGGCCAGCUCGUUCCACGCGUAUGGCACCAUGGGUGAUGCACCGGAGGUCCUAGCCGGACGCCCCACUAAACGCGGCGGUGCGGCCGCUGUGAACGCCGCUAUGACCGCUCUGAGACAGCUCAUCCCAACCGAGCCAAAGGACAGGAGGCUGUCCAAGGUGGAGACCCUCCGGCUGGCUGCGGGCUACAUCGCGCACCUGUCGGCAAGCCGGGUGCAGAGCGAUGGAGGCGCGCCUCGGCCCAACUGCGCGCCCUUCUGUGUCUUCUGCGUGACCGAGCGGCGAUCGGCACGCUGCAGCGCUGAGACGCAGCACCAGGCCAGCGGCCGUCAUCUGUCUGCAUAACCACUGGCGCCAUUGUAGUCCGGGGGCUGCAGUUACGCCGCCCUUGAUUGCUAUC
Dermacentor silvarum is the source of this 478-nucleotide messenger RNA. Its product is annotated as transcription factor 15-like. Gene Ontology annotation, molecular function: RNA polymerase II transcription regulatory region sequence-specific DNA binding; DNA-binding transcription factor activity, RNA polymerase II-specific; protein dimerization activity. Bases 109 to 423 code for a protein of 104 amino acids. NCBI's taxonomy places the organism in Eukaryota, Metazoa, Arthropoda, Arachnida, Ixodida, Ixodidae. Gene Ontology annotation, biological process: regulation of transcription by RNA polymerase II; developmental process. The record is from RefSeq and is a predicted model, not a curated record. The transcript is spliced from 3 exons.